Messenger RNA from Notothenia coriiceps (black rockcod), 832 nucleotides. Its product is annotated as high choriolytic enzyme 1-like. Gene Ontology annotation, biological process: proteolysis. The coding region runs from base 1 to 753 and encodes 250 amino acids. The transcript is spliced from 10 exons. Lineage: Eukaryota; Metazoa; Chordata; Actinopteri; Perciformes; Nototheniidae. The record is from RefSeq and is a predicted model, not a curated record. Gene Ontology annotation, molecular function: zinc ion binding; metalloendopeptidase activity.
AUGAUUUGGAUCUACUCCAAAUGUACACAUAAAGAAGGUUUGAAGGUCGAGGAACCUUACUAUUUGGACAUUACAUCAAGAAUUACAGAGGCAAAUAAAGCCAUCAGCCAUAAUCUGGUAGAAGGUGAUGUGGCUCCUUCAAAGAGGAAUGCCAUGAAAUGCUCGAACGGCUCGUGUAAAUGGCCAAAAUCCUCCAGUGGACUCGUUGAAGUGCCCUACAUCUUCAGCGAUUACUUCUAUGACGGUGAAAAGGCCUCCAUUAAGGAAGCUAUGGACACUUUCCACAAGAAAACCUACGUUCGCUUUGUGCCUCAUCGUGGCCAAUCUGACUACCUCAGCAUUGAGAGGGAAAUGGGUAGAGGUGAUUGGUGCUGGGCUACCAUCGGCAGAGACGGAGGGAGGCAGUUGGUUUCUCUGUUCCUGUAUGGCUGUCUUGAUCGUGGGACCAUUCAGCAUGAGCUCCUCCACACACUUGGCUUCCACCAUGAGCACACUAGGAGCGAAAGGGACCGGUACGUCCGGAUCAACUGGCAGAAUGUUCCAUCAGUAAAUCAUGCCAACCACUUCAACAAAAUGAACAUGUCGUAUGACUAUUCUUCUGUUAUGCAUUAUGGAAGAUCUUUCUUUGCAUCAUCGUUUGGGGCAGACACCAUUGCUCCCAUUCCGGAUUCCUCUGUGCCAAUUGGACAAAGGAAUGGCAUGUCAUAUCUUGAUAUCCUCAGGAUCAAUAGAUUAUACAAAUGCAAUGUGUAAAAGCGACAACCAUGGCUUCGUGAAAAAUAAUUCACGAAUGAAAUUGUUGGUGUACUCUAAACCAAAUAAAAUAUAAAAC